Haliotis rubra (blacklip abalone) is the source of this 1325-nucleotide messenger RNA. RefSeq lists its product as uncharacterized. The transcript has 6 exons. Bases 8 to 865 code for a protein of 285 amino acids. The record is from RefSeq and is a predicted model, not a curated record. Lineage: Eukaryota; Metazoa; Mollusca; Gastropoda; Lepetellida; Haliotidae.
UGAGAAAAUGGCGACGUGUAUGGAAAAAUUUGUCGGCGUUUUCAAGCAGAAAUCUACUGCUAUUAUUGGCAUGAUUCAUCUAAAGCCUUUGCCAGGGACCCCAAGAUAUCAGUACUCAAUGAAGGAAAUCCUCAACUCAGCUGUAAAUGAAGCUAAGCUCUACAAAGAUGCUGGAGUGGAUGGUGUUAUGUUGGAGAAUAUGCAUGAUGUGCCCUACAUGCAUACUGGUCAAGUCGGGCCGGAGAUCACCGCUGCCAUGUCCGUCAUCUGUGCGGAGGUGAAGAAGGUCUUCUACCCUGGUCCUGUGGGGGUUCAAGUGUUGGCCGGUGCCAACAUGCAGGCUCUGGCGAUAGCUAAAGCAGCAGAGUUGCAGUUUGUGAGAGCCGAGGGUUUCGUUUUCUCGCUCAUCGCUGACGAGGGCCUGAUGAACGCUUGUGCUGGUGAAGUUCUACGUUAUCGUAAACAUAUCGAUGCUGACAAUGUCCUCGUGUUCACAGACAUCAAGAAGAAACAUAGUGCCCACACUAUCACCGAAGAUGUCAGCAUUGUAGAGACGGCCAAGGCAGCAGAGUUCUUCCUUAGCGAUGGCGUCGUGGUUACAGGCGGCGCUACAGGAAUGGCUGCCAGCACUCAGGAAGUAGCAGGUGUGUUGAAUGCUGUCAACGUUCCUGUGCUGGUGGGUUCAGGAGUGACAACCGCCAACAUAUCACAGUAUAAGUCAGCUCAUGGGCUAAUUGUUGGCUCCCACUUCAAACGAGACGGACACUGGGCAAAUGAAAUUGAUCAGGACCGAUUAAAAAAAUUCAUGGAGCAAGUGAAAGCUGUUCGUGAAAACAAGUUACUCCAGGCUACCAUGAUUAUUUGAAUACAAUUCCAACCAUGUAUAUGGAUUGCACCUACAGAGGAAUGGUCUUGCGGGAUCUUGAGGGAUUGCGUGUGGGGAACGUGCCUCUAGUCAUUAUCAGUGGGCCCAUUAGUGUGUCUACAGGUGGUGCUGUAGAUGCUUUUGUCAGGAGCUGUUAGAAGUAGAAAGUUAAUCACAUUUUUUAGUGACGUAGCAUUCAUCUGUCAUGAAGAUCUUACGAAAAUAAUGUCACUGAUCUAGAUCUUGUUUCUGUUAUCAUUCAUGUGCACCAUGUAUAAACCCUCACUUCUGAGGGAUUCAGGUGAACAUGGCUGCAGUUUGUCACAAGGCAAGAUUUUUAUUUUUUGUUGGUUAAAAGACAUUUGUUUUUAUAACCAUGGUUGGCAAUUUGGUGAAAAGAAGACAAAUUUUAUUUUGUAUUCUUCACGAAAUUAGUUUAAUAUAUUGCUAUUUUGAGCUU